AUGAAGCUCUUCUUGCUGCUCCUCUGCCUCGCAGGGCUGACCCUCACCAACUGCAACCUGGUUCAGUUCGGUUCGAUGAUUAGGCACAAGACCGGGAAGUCGCCGCUGUCCUACAACGGUUACGGCUGCUACUGCGGCAUAGGAGGAUCCAAACAGCCGGUGGAUGAGACCGACUUGUGCUGCCAUGCCCACGACUGCUGCUACAAGAAGCUGUCUACUUCUCGCUGCCUUCCCAAACUGGUCACGUACAAAUACCACACCUUCGGAGACCAGCUAAUCUGCGAAGCUGGGAAUUCGUGCCAAAGGCAGACCUGCGAGUGCGACAAGCAGGCAGCGGAGUGCUUCCAAAGGGCAGCCGUGACCUACAGCAGCAUUUACAAGAAUUAUUUCAGGAGAAAGUGCAAGGGCCAGACUCCUUCCUGCUAG
This is a messenger RNA of Tyto alba (common barn owl), 426 nucleotides long. RefSeq names its product group IIE secretory phospholipase A2. Gene Ontology annotation, molecular function: phospholipid binding; calcium ion binding. Gene Ontology annotation, biological process: lipid catabolic process; arachidonate secretion; negative regulation of T cell proliferation. The record is from RefSeq and is a predicted model, not a curated record. Bases 1 to 426 code for a protein of 141 amino acids. NCBI's taxonomy places the organism in Eukaryota, Metazoa, Chordata, Aves, Strigiformes, Tytonidae. The transcript is spliced from 4 exons.